Molecule: messenger RNA, 1631 nt
Organism: Quercus robur (English oak)
Lineage: Eukaryota; Viridiplantae; Streptophyta; Magnoliopsida; Fagales; Fagaceae
Product: protein trichome birefringence-like 19
Exons: 2
Coding region: 157-1476 (439 amino acids)
Cellular component (GO): Golgi apparatus
Molecular function (GO): O-acetyltransferase activity
Source: RefSeq, a predicted model, not a curated record
GAAUUCUAAUUAUAAAAUAAUUUAGGGAAGCAUUACGUAAACCGAAACCAUAUAAUAUACGACCACCAGCUUGUUCUUUGAACUUUCCACACACUUAUAUCUGACCAAUUCUCUUUCUUACCACCUGCAUAGCGUUCUCUCUCUUUCUAUCUCCAAAUGAAGCUCCAAUCCAUUGAGCUUCCCUUUGGGAAAAACCAGUCACUACACAAGUCACCAAAGAUAGUUCUACUAGUAAUAUUCACCCUAGUUUUUCUCAUAGUCAUACCCUAUUACCCUUUGCUAAAGUACCCUCUAUAUCUUGUCAAAAAUUCUUCAGAACCCUCCUCUUUUUAUGAUUCCAAUGAUGAAUUAAUAAGUGUACAGUCCAUCAAUGAAAAGUGUGACUUGUUUUCUGGAGAAUGGAUUCCAAAUCCAGAUGCUCCAUACUACACAAACACAACGUGUUGGGCAAUACAUGAGCAUCAAAAUUGCAUGAAAUAUGGGAGACCAGAUAGUGAAUUCAUGAAAUGGAGGUGGAAACCACAUGAGUGUAACCUACCUAUUUUCAACCCAGCACAAUUCCUUGAAGUGGUCAGAGGAAAGUCUUUGGCCUUUGUUGGAGAUUCUGUGGGAAGAAACCAAAUGCAAUCCUUGAUUUGCCUCCUAUCUAGGGUAGAAUAUCCUAUAGACGUUUCAUACACACCGGAUGAGCAUUUCAAACGUUGGAGAUACAUGAGUUACAACUUCACCCUAGCCACUUUUUGGACACCUCAUUUAGUAAAAGGCGAGGAAGCAGACAAUAAUGGUCCAACCCACACAGGCCUCUUCAAUCUCUACCUUGAUGAGUUUGAUGAGGAAUGGACAACCCAAGUCGAAGAAUUUGACUACUUGAUCAUCUCUGCGGGCCAUUGGUUCUUCAGGCCAAUGGUAUACUAUGAAAAUCACCAAAUUGUUGGCUGCCAUUAUUGUCUUCUAGAUAAUGUUACCGACCUAACAAUGUACUAUGGUUACAGAAAAGCAUUUAGGACUGCCUUUAAAGCCAUUAAUAGCUUGAAAAACUACAAGGGUAUAACAUUUCUUAGGACUUAUGCACCAUCACAUUUUGAAAAUGGUUUGUGGAACCAAGGUGGGAAUUGUGUGAGAACUAAGCCAUUUAGGAGCAAUGAGAUAAAAUUGGACGAUCAAAAUUUAGAGCUGUACGUGGCCCAAGUGGAGGAAUUUAGGAAGGCAGAGAAAGAAGGGAAAAAGAAAGGUUUGAGAUACAGGUUACUUGAUACAACACAAGCAAUGUUAUUAAGACCAGAUGGUCACCCUAGUAGAUAUGGGCAUUGGCCACAUGAAAAUGUGACAUUGUACAAUGAUUGUGUGCACUGGUGCUUGCCAGGACCCAUCGACACUUGGAGUGACUUUCUUCUUGAGAUGUUGAAGAGGGAAGGUGUGAGAUCACACGAGGAGAAGCUUCAAUAUUUGAGUGACAGAAAAUUGCAAGUUAGAUAGAUUGAACUAUUAUUGUACUUAUAUAUGUUAAUUUAUUGCUCUCAUUUUUAAUUAAGUUUACGUAUCUCAAAUUUGUUUAAUAUGUACACGGUGGAUGAAAAUCGAAGAGACUAAGAGGGACAAAACCUCGCAUGUUGCUUUGUGGGUUUCUUUUA